This is a messenger RNA of Peronospora farinosa, 2970 nucleotides long. Lineage: Eukaryota; Oomycota; Peronosporomycetes; Peronosporales; Peronosporaceae. The record is from the annotation of a GenBank genome assembly.
AUGGAAGUAGAUGAUGAUGAGGAGGAGAAGGAGGAGGAAGAGAAGGAAGAAGCGGGAUUAUUAUCGCCAUUGGUAAAGGAACUUUGGUCGGCAGAUGUGGUAACAAACCACACGCUUGUACAGGUGCCGUUGGAUGUAAAUGCUACAUAUUUAAACCUCACGGAUGCAUUCGGUGUUAACGGUAGUAUCUGGACUGCUGCACAUGACAAUGAAAAUCUGAUUCGUUUCGCAUCUGUUUACGAGACGGAAAUGGUUCUACUACUUGUGUUUGGCCGCGACAGAGACGCAAACCCGAUAACAACCAGUGCUCAAAUAUCAGUUGGCGGUGAGGACGCGGAAGGAAAUCCUAUUCACUUGGAGCUCUCAAUAGUGCGCGGAAAAGAUCAGAUCGAGGCGUCUUCUAGUCCUGCGCAAGUGGGAUAUGCUACAGAAAUUUUUGGAGGAGUGUCUACCUUCCAGAAUACCAGCAUCCCGCCACACCGUAUACGUCUGCCUCUCGAUUUCUGGCAAGCUACUUUUCGCAUUGUCAUUGUAUCUAAUAAUGAAGACUCGGGCCACGCUACUACUACAACAGAAGACAAUGAGGAAGUCUUUUCAGACUUGUCACUCGAGGAUAAACGUACUGCUGUCGCUGACAGAUUAUCUCGUCAAGUGUCGCUAGUUGAGGUUUUCCUACCAUUCAAUGUCACCGGAAAGCAACUGGGUGACGGAGAUCUUCUUAACCUUGGUUGGCACAUGGAUCUUCGACUACAUAACGACGAAAAGGAUAUUGACUGGAGCAGCCACGAUGUUUGUCAACUACAGGUUCCGAUGAAGAAGCCACUAGUACCUCCUACUGCUUUUACUGUCGUUGUUAGUGACGAAAGUAGGAAAAGGAGUGCCGUGGGUGACAGCAGGCAAGGUUCUUCCGUUGGCAAGACGCAGACUGAAGACGACGGUGUUCCAGUUAUUGGCGUGUCUAUUGCAGAGACAAAUAAUGAGGAGACUCUUGUGAAGGGAAAUGUUGAGAAAUACAGUGAGCAUACUGAAGACAAGCGAGAGGAAGAUGCCGGAGCAGGAGUCUUCGAACCAGAUAGCGAAACUGCCAAGUGCCGUCUCAAUGAAGAAAACACUGGUGUUUUUGUCACUGUUCGUGUGCUGACCAACCAUGCGCACAAUGUAUUCUCGGCGGGAACCGGUCGCGGGCUUGAUGGCGACGACGUCGAGACAGAUACGCCUCAGACUGCGGAGAAAAGCAGCACGUCUGCAAGUAACGAUGCUGCUGCUUCAAUCAAGACUAAUGGGGACAUGUUGAUGAAGCAGAGGGGGACAAGUCCGCAGGUGACUGAUGGACAAAUUUGCUUCUAUGACACAAAUCGCGAUGACCCAUCACGUAACCGCUACUGUUUUGCAUUAGCCAUGGGACACUACCACUCGGAAGAAGUGACGUUGGUGCACAAGCCAACACUUUGGGCAUUGCUGCAUACGCCCAAGCCACAGGCGAUCUACACACCAUACAUGGGAGAUAAUCCGGCUCUAAUUGAGUUGUCCGACAGAUGUAUUGACACCACUAGACGUCUCGUUGGAAUUCGGUCUCGAAUCUGCUACUUUAAUGAAGUGCCUGUCCCACGCCCGCCUGUCAUGGAUGAAGCGAGGGUGGACUCGCAAAGGCAGCAAGAAGAAGACCCGGUGGCAGCACGCAACCGUCUACACCUCCACCAAAGCCGUCGGCUCGCAUGCGAAGCUCAGAAACGACGAUUAGCACAACACAAGGAGCGUGAGCAAGAGGAAGGCAAAGCUCAAGCUAGUGGUGAUAUCCUCGGUCGUUUGAGUCACGCUAUCAGAAACAUGAAGUUGGCAUUUAAUUUUGGGCAUGUGGUGCCUACAAAUGACAGCUUGGAUCACAUCGAGUACGAGAACGUCUGCGAGGAUUUACCUGUUUCUGCUGAUAAGAAGAAGCCUGAGGUGACGCUGGAAAACGCGCAAGCCCACCUGUCCAAGGACACCUUUGGAGAUUCGCUACGUUAUGUAAACAAGUUGUACAAUCGUGUUUUUGGCAAGCCCAAGACACCAGACCGACGUCGUGUACCGUCACACAUGCCGUUCUUGCUGCGAAAGUCGAUAAUUCGUGAAAUUAAGGACUACUGGGCAAAGGAAGUUCAAGAUACGUCGGCACAUCGCUUUCGCCAUCCGCAAGAUAUGCAGUUCAGCUUUUCGUACUUCCAUUACUUGAUCAAUCGCGCAAAGAUCCACCCACACACGCUGGAAGAGAUCUGGCGCGAGUAUUUGGACGCAAACCAAAAUGGCAUCCUGGACGAGAACGAGGUGUUGACUGCCGCCAGUCUUGCACACGGAGAUGCACCUUCUGAAGAUUUCGUGACUGAAGUUCGUGAGUGCAUGAAGUCAGAAAAGCACGUGAAGGUGCGUGAGGUCCCGACGGCCGAGGGUACGCUGCGACUUACCGAGACGUUGACACCGUAUAUUACGUUGGAAAACCUUGAGCGAUGCCCAAAGAUACGAGACGCUUUGGUUGAAAAUGUGCGGUACGAAUCAGAGGUGGAGCUGAUGUCAGAAAAAGAAGUGACGUUCCACAUGCUGAGCGACAAUUACAAUUUUGCGUGGAAGCAAAUGAUGGGCACACGUGCUCGACGCACCAAAUUUGUUUGCAUCAAUGACGACAUGAAGUUCCCGUCGUCAGCAGUGAGUCAAAUUCUGCACGAGCUUUUCCUGUCCAUCUGGCCCAAGCGCUCGCAAUUUGAGCUGCCGUAUCACCUCAAGAACCGUUACGCACACAUCGACGAGUACAACGCCGCACAGGAGCGUCGGCAAAUUGCAGUUUGGAUUGCACUGAUGAUCCCACUGCUUGUCGCUUUUGUCUUCCGUGCCGAGCUCCGUGCAAUGCUUGCGUUCCAGGAUAUUGCUCGGGCACGAGCUGAAUCUGCCUCCCAACUUGCCCAGGGCUUCCAGCAAGCUCAGGAAAAAGACAAGUAG